Molecule: messenger RNA, 3745 nt
Organism: Prinia subflava (tawny-flanked prinia)
Lineage: Eukaryota; Metazoa; Chordata; Aves; Passeriformes; Cisticolidae
Gene: KCNN3
Product: potassium calcium-activated channel subfamily N member 3
Exons: 8
Coding region: 329-2308 (659 amino acids)
Biological process (GO): potassium ion transmembrane transport
Cellular component (GO): neuronal cell body; neuron projection; plasma membrane
Molecular function (GO): calmodulin binding; small conductance calcium-activated potassium channel activity
Source: RefSeq, a predicted model, not a curated record
AUGAGGGGUCUCACAGGUUGGGGAGCACAGGUACUGGCACCUGGUGCAACCCGGUGCACUACAAGUCCCGAACGACCCCGCAGAGAUGCAGGAACCGGGGGUGUGUUGGGGGAGAGAUACAAAGCGGGGAGCGGGCGGGGAUGAUGUCAGCCUGCGGGGAGCCCCAGCGUGGCCAAUGGCGCUGCGGGGCCGGGCCAGCGGCAGCGGCGGGGGCGGUGGCGGCGGCGGUAGCGGCGAGAGCACGGAGCCCAUUCAUGAUCCGGCGAACGGGGCCGGUGGCAAGUAAAGCGGAACCGGUGCCCUGUAAAGCGGCGCCGGUACCGCCGUCAUGGAGACAUCGGGGCAUCUCCACGAUUCGGGCGUGGGGGACUUGGAGGAGGAUGGUCGGUGUCCGUGCCCCUUACCGGGAGAUGAACGGUCACCGCCGCCGCCCUCCGCGCUGCCGCCGCUUCAGCACAGCCUGUUGCACUCCUCGCCCGGGUCGUUACGGGCCCCUCCUCCUCCUCCCGCCGCCCCCGCCGCCCUCCACCCUUCCUCUCGCCACGGCAGCCAGCUCAACCUCGGCGACCACCCAGCGGGCUCUGGGGUGGCUAGCAGCAAACACCGGCAGCCCAGCCCCUUGGUUCAUCGGCGGGACAGCAACCCCUUCACCGAGAUUGCCAUGAGCUCCUGCAAGUACAGCGGGGGGGUGAUGAAGCCACUCAGCCGACUCAGCGCAUCCCGACGGAACCUCAUCGAGGCCGAGCCGGAGGCACAACCCCUGCAGCUCUUUGGUGCCGGUGAACCCCCCGAAAUUGUUGUCUCACGCGAGGACAACCAUGCGCCUGCCACCCACCGUCCCACUCGCCCGCCUGCCCGGCCGGCCCCCACCACCUUUGCCAAGGGGCCCAAGCGCAAGGCACAGAACAUUGGCUACCGGCUUGGGCACCGCCGGGCACUAUUCGAGAAGAGGAAGCGCCUCAGCGACUACGCACUCAUCUUCGGCAUGUUUGGCAUUGUCGUCAUGGUCAUUGAGACCGAGCUCUCCUGGGGGCUCUACUCCAAGGACUCCAUGUUCUCCCUGGCCCUGAAAUGCCUUAUAAGCCUCUCCACCGUCAUACUGCUGGGCCUCAUCAUUGCCUAUCACACACGGGAGGUGCAGCUCUUUGUGAUCGACAAUGGAGCUGAUGACUGGCGGAUAGCGAUGACGUACGAGCGCAUCCUCUACAUCAGCCUGGAGAUGCUGGUUUGUGCCAUACACCCCAUUCCUGGGGAGUACAAAUUUUUCUGGACAGCUCGUCUGGCUUUCUCCUACACACCUUCUCGGGCAGAGGCUGAUGUGGACAUCAUCCUGUCUAUCCCCAUGUUCCUGCGCCUCUACCUGAUUGCUCGGGUAAUGCUGCUGCACAGCAAGCUCUUCACUGACGCCUCCUCACGCAGCAUUGGGGCACUCAACAAGAUUAACUUCAACACCCGCUUCGUCAUGAAGACACUCAUGACCAUCUGCCCUGGGACAGUGCUGCUGGUCUUCAGCAUUUCCCUCUGGAUCAUCGCUGCAUGGACAGUCCGUGUGUGUGAGAGGUACCAUGACCAGCAGGAUGUAACCAGCAACUUCCUAGGUGCCAUGUGGCUCAUCUCCAUCACCUUCCUCUCCAUCGGCUACGGUGACAUGGUCCCACACACCUACUGUGGGAAGGGAGUCUGCCUGCUCACUGGCAUCAUGGGUGCUGGAUGUACAGCACUGGUGGUGGCUGUGGUGGCCAGGAAGCUGGAGCUCACCAAAGCUGAGAAGCACGUCCACAACUUCAUGAUGGACACACAACUGACAAAGCGGAUCAAGAAUGCAGCAGCCAACGUCCUGCGGGAAACAUGGCUUAUCUACAAGCACACCAAACUGCUGAAGAAGAUUGACCAUGCUAAAGUCAGAAAGCACCAGAGGAAGUUUCUACAAGCCAUCCACCAGUUACGGAGCGUGAAGAUGGAGCAGAGGAAGCUGAGUGACCAAGCCAACACCCUUGUUGACCUCUCAAAGAUGCAGAACGUGAUGUACGACCUCAUCACAGAGCUAAAUGACCGCAGUGAGGACCUGGAAAAGCAGAUCAGUGGCCUGGAAUCCAAGCUGGAGCAGCUCAGUGCCAGCUUCAACUCCCUGCCCCUGCUGAUGGCCGACAUGCUGCGCCAGCAGCAGCAGCGCCUGCUCGCCGCCGUCCUGGAGGCCCGGGGGGUUGGUGUGCCAGUGGGCACUCCCCAAACACCUCUCUCUGAGAGCCCCAUUGGGGUCAGCUCCACCUCCUUCCCCACCCCUUACACAAGCUCAAGCAGCUGCUAAAAUGCAGCCCCUCAGCCCCACCAUGGACAGGGGAAGCAUUUCCACACAGAUCAUGAGGUCUCUGUGAACUUUCUUCUGGUCCUUGAACCGCUGCAGGACCCUUCAGCUGGAGCCAGUGGGACCAGCAGUGCCGAGCAAUGCUCGGAGCUUUGCCAACGCCUUGGUAUCGGGAAUUGCAUCCCCAUUCAGGUGCCUCUACACGUGGUGAAGGAAGGGGACAGAAGGUGAUGCCUUGGGCCAGCCUGUGCCGUGGCGUCCGGUGGCAGACAGAAAACCCACGCUCAAUCUCAGGUCUUCACAUUUCAAAACAAAACAAAACACCGAGUCAGAAGCACUGAAGCAAUGGAGACACCAGAGUGAGAGUUUUCCUCCCUGGGGCAGUCCCCUUGGUCCCUGUCCCUCUCACGAUUGCCAAAUGUCACCAGGCAGAUGCCAAUGAGGGGGGUUUGUUAUGCAGGCUCUGGCUGACGCUGCCUAUGCUCCAUCCCAUCUCCUUGCCAGGAUCCAGAGGACAGCCCCCUCACAUUGACAGCCGGGUGACAAUGUCUGGUUGUAACCUUCCUGGGGAGUUCUCUGGACCUGUGAGUGUUUUCUACCCAGAGAAGAAUGACGGACACUUCCUCUUUCUGGUCCUUGGUGUCAUAUCCUGCCUGGAGAAGCAAGCCAGAGCCAGGAAAGCCAUGCCUACAGCAUGCAGGGCCACGCAGGGCUGCCCCCAGCCAAUGUGUUGGUGGUUAGUGAUGGGGCUGGCCGGCCAGCCCAGGUGCUGAGGGGGUCUCCAGGUGCUCACAUCACUGCCUGCUGGGAGCCUCCCAGCAUUUUGCAAAUCCAGUGGGCUCUCGGCAGCAGUUUCAGAAGUGCUGGAUUGAACACCCCAUCAGCUCCAACCGUCUCCACUUGUGCUGGGAAGAUCCAUGCUUGAGCCCAGCUGGCAGUGUUGAAUCCACCAGGAUCAAGCAGGAACUCACUGGCAAGUGAUAAGGUAGAGGGGCAGGUGCUUCAUCUGUUUAAAACAAAGCCUAUUGCCUCAGUGCCACUUCUGCUGGGUUUGGUGGAGGGCAGCAGCACUCUCUGGCACCGUCUCGGCAAUGGCACUGCUGCCCAUGCCUGCCAAAGUGCAGCACCUCAGACUCCAUUAUACUUUUUUGCUGGUGUUCAGCUUCCUGAGGUACUCUUGGCAUCACUUGGCUGCUUCUGGAACCAGCCACUUUCUGUUUUCCUUUCACCAUUUCUCCUUCUUUCCUCCUCAGUUCUUCCCCAGUCUUGUGUUCUGGCUUUCCUGGAUCCUUGCAUGGAGCUGCACCAGGCUCCCACGUUGGGGUUGGUAUUUGCUGCUUUCCAUGAAAACUCAGCAGAGAAUAUUUAUAUAUUUUUAAACAGAUGAAGUAACUAUGUAAUUACUUUGCAAUAUUAAUUACACCUCACCCAGAAGUGUCA